ACUGGCCAGCUGUUGAAGAGACUCCCAGUGGAAGCUACCAAUAAGAUGUUUAUCUGCUCAGCAUUGUAUAAAGACAGAUUACUGGUGGGGACUAAGAAGGGUGAAGUGGUGAGUUGUCAUCUACAACACCUCACCAGCAAACCCUCCCAGUAAGUCCUCCUAGAUAAAGCUGUCUGGCAUUCCUUAGUAGUGGAGGCCCAGCAAGUUGGAGAAGCAACAGCCAACUUGGAGGUGGGGCUUCCGCUCGGGUUGGAAACGGGACAAAAUUAUUAUUUCUCCUACGAAGAAUCGGUGCUCAGAAAUUUAUUUAGAAUAUUAGUUGAGAUUAUAAGUAGGAUUAUGAGAGUUUAGCCACUGUAGGACUAUGCCUUCAGGGUUGAUUGUCUGGCUCAAUCUUGCUCACUAUUUCCAGUUUUGUGUCCAUCCAAAUGUUGAAUACUGUAAUCUUUUGUAUUCUUUUUCUUAGCUGUGGACUCAUAAUAAUCAUAUCCCUUUGUGAAGAAGAGUGUAAGUUGAACUACAAACACCAGUCUUUCAACCAGAUGAAUCAUUGUGUUUAUUUAACCCCAACACAUAAAUAAAGGGGAUAUUUUUAACAUGAGAACCAGCUUAUACAGUAUCAGCACCUGUGGUUGUUAGGUCUUGUGAACACUAAGUUCAUGUCCUGAACUUCUUGUGAACACACAAGUUCAUGUCCUGAACUUCUUGUGAACACACAAGUUCAUGUCCUGAACUUCUUGUGAACACACAAGUUCAUGUCCUGAACUUCUUGUGAACACACAAGUUCAUGUCCUGAACUUUUUGUGAACACUCACCUUCAUGUCCUGAAUUUCUUGUGAACACUCACCUUCAUGUCCUGAAUUUCUUGUGAACACACAACUUCAUGUCCUGAACUUUUUGUGAACACACAAGUUCAUGUCCUGAACUUCUUGUGAACACACAAGUUCAUGUCCUGAACUUCUUGUGAACACACAAGUUCAUGUCCUGAACUUUUUGUGAACACACAAGUUCAUGUCCUGAACUUCUUGUGAACACACAAGUUCAUGUCCUGAACUUUUUGUGAACACUCACCUUCAUGUCCUGAAUUUCUUGUGAACACUCACCUUCAUGUCCUGAAUUUCUUGUGAACACACAAGUUCAUGUCCUGAACUUCUUGUGAACACACAAGUUCAUGUCCUGAACUUUUUGUGAACACUCACCUUCAUGUCCUGAAUUUCUUGUGAACACACAAGUUCAUGUCCUGAACUUCUUGUGAACACUCAACUUCAUGUCCUGAACUUCUUGUGAACACACAAGUUCAUGUCCUGAAUUUCUUGUGAACACACAAGUUCAUGUCCUGAACUUCUUGUGAACACACAAGUUCAUGUCCU
Messenger RNA from Homarus americanus (American lobster), 1370 nucleotides. RefSeq lists its product as uncharacterized. Lineage: Eukaryota; Metazoa; Arthropoda; Malacostraca; Decapoda; Nephropidae. Gene Ontology annotation, molecular function: protein binding. The record is from RefSeq and is a predicted model, not a curated record.